Messenger RNA from Struthio camelus australis, 581 nucleotides. RefSeq names its product POU class 3 homeobox 4 (gene POU3F4). Gene Ontology annotation, cellular component: nucleus. The record is from RefSeq and is a predicted model, not a curated record. NCBI's taxonomy places the organism in Eukaryota, Metazoa, Chordata, Aves, Struthioniformes, Struthionidae. Gene Ontology annotation, molecular function: DNA-binding transcription factor activity, RNA polymerase II-specific; RNA polymerase II cis-regulatory region sequence-specific DNA binding. Gene Ontology annotation, biological process: brain development; regulation of transcription by RNA polymerase II.
CUGAACAAGGGGCUGGAGGAGGCCGACUCCUCCACGGGCAGCCCCACCAGCAUCGACAAGAUCGCCGCCCAGGGCAGGAAGAGGAAGAAGAGGACCUCCAUCGAGGUGAGCGUCAAAGGCGUGCUGGAAACUCACUUUCUCAAAUGCCCCAAGCCCGCCGCCCAGGAGAUCUCCUCGCUGGCAGACAGCCUACAGCUGGAGAAAGAAGUGGUGCGGGUCUGGUUUUGCAACAGAAGGCAAAAAGAGAAAAGAAUGACUCCGCCAGGGGAGCAGCAGCCGCACGAGGUGUACCCGCACAGCGUGAAAACGGACACAGCCUGCCACGACCUCUGACUAGCGGGCCGGACUGCAGCCGCGCGGAUUUGCGGCCGGGGGUUUCACUUAUGUUGAAAGAGGGAACGCAAAUAACGGGAGACUUCGAGCCGGGGGCUUUCCCGCUCACCGUCUGGGCAAUAUUUUUUCUCUCAAACCUUUUCGCUGAUCAAUACGUAUUGUUUACUCGCAGACAAGGUUUGUUUUCGGUCUCCGCUUAGGAAGAAGGAAAAAAAAAAAGAAAACCCACGGGAAAAAAAAACCAACAA